Molecule: messenger RNA, 1479 nt
Organism: Rotaria sordida
Lineage: Eukaryota; Metazoa; Rotifera; Eurotatoria; Philodinida; Philodinidae
Source: the annotation of a GenBank genome assembly
AUGGGUAGCAAAUCUAGCACUUCGGUUGCUUCUACACCUUCUUUAACUGCUGUUACUCCUACUCCUACUUCUACUACUGAAACUAAUACUAUGACCUCUUCUCCUACGAAUACUACUACUACUAAAACUAAUACUACGACUUCUCCUCCUACGAAUACUACUGCUAAAACUAAUACUACGAUUCCUCCUUCUACGAAUACUACUACUAAUCCUAUCACUACUAUUGCGUCUGCUACGACUAAUACUGUUACAACAACAACAACAACAACAACAGCAACUACUACGACUCCUACUCCUACUUCUGCAGUUACUUCUACCAGUUCUACUAUUAAAAAUACUUCAACUACUCCUGUAUCUACUGAAAGUGGUCCUAAACCAACAUUCUUUUCCAUUGCAAAAUCAUUAACCACGAAUGCUGAAAAUACAAAACCUCCUGCUUCAUCAGCUUAUGCACGAUGGUAUAAAUGGAGUAAAUAUGAACAACAAAAACGAGAUAAAGGCAAAGCACUUUGGUAUAUGAGUCCACCAGUAACAAAUACUGAUGCACUUAGUACAACGACAACAACAUUAACAAUGACAACGGCAAAAAUAAAUACUGAGACAAAAGAAAUCAAUAAUGCAUCAAAUAUUACUGUUAUGCCAAGCUUUCAAUUACGUUCAACGGCUAUAUAUAGUCCACCUCAUGGUGAUCGUAUUUUAUCGGGACGUAAUGAAUUGAUCAAUACCGAUGUAUCAAAUUUUAAAUACUAUAUACCAGACAAUCGAGCAAAACAAACAGUUGGACAACAUACAAGAGCGACAAUGUAUAAAAUGAAUACUCAACUAAAACAAACUCCUUUACCAACUCCAUCAUCAUCAUCAUCACCACCGGCAACUACAAAUUCUAAUAGUAAUAACAAUACAACAGGAGACAAUGCAAUAGUACCUACAUUUGUCUCUCGUGGUUUACAGACUGAUCUUGAAGUACAACCAAUUAAUCCAUCUUCUACACAAAUGCUCUAUUAUGAAAAACAACAACCUCAAUUCGUUCCUGUAUCAGCUCUCUCAAAUUAUAAUUCAAGUAAUAGUGGAUUUUAUCAUUUAACACCACAUGAUACAAUAACUCAACCAAAUUUACCACCUAUCGAAACAAAUCCAUCAAUACAAUUUAAUGAUCAACAACGUCCAUCUCUUAAUCAAUCUCUUCCUAAUUAUCCUUCUCUGCCACCACCGCCGCGAACAUCAAUAUUAAAAAAACCAUCAACAGUAUUAUCUCAAGAAAAAUAUAAUCCUCUUUCAAUACAAACACAUGAUGAAGUACUUGAAGAAUUACGUAAACGUAAUAAUAAUACAAAUGAUGGUAUGUAUCGAGUAAAAAAAGUUCAUAUAUUAGAAAAAGAUGAUCAUGGAAAUCAACCAUUAACUUUAUCCUUCAAUCUUCCAUCGAGUAAAGCUAGUCAAAGUAUAUUAAGAAGUGAAAAAUUACUUUUUAAUCAAUGA